Molecule: messenger RNA, 2826 nt
Organism: Panicum virgatum (switchgrass)
Lineage: Eukaryota; Viridiplantae; Streptophyta; Magnoliopsida; Poales; Poaceae
Exons: 5
Coding region: 1-2826 (941 amino acids)
Source: RefSeq, a predicted model, not a curated record
AUGGCGACGACACCUGCCAUCAAUGGCGAAGAGUUCUCCAUCACAGUAGUGGAGACCACCACGCAGGCUGACGCUGCUGCCGGUGACGAGGUGCCGCUGAGGGAGAGCCGCAGUGAGGUCCGGCAGAGAAGAAGAAGGGAGAGCAGCGCCGACAUGGUGAGGAGGAAGCUGAGAAGGCUGCAUCAGAUCGUGUUUUGCGUUGCCUUCCUGGAGUGGGCGGGCAACGCUGUCGGCACUCUGGCCUUCAUUUGGGCUACCGUUGUCUUGCUUGGCGGGUUCAGCUCUUUGCUGAGCCGCACAGAUUUCUGGUUUUCUACCAUCAUGAUUUUCAUGGAAGCCUCCAGGGUUUUCAUCCGCAACGACGCCUCGGUCAACCAGUGGUUAUUCGGCUCCACGAGGGCAUUCAGAUGGGAAAAUCUCUCUUUCCCUCGCAUGUUUGUGCCACCAAAGUAUGGAAAUAUAAUUGCGGUGAUCAUAGGCAUCCCCCUCAAAAUAUCAUUCUACAUGUUGUUCUCGGUGAUAGCAGCGGUGCUUAUCGCCAACCUGCAGAUCCCGGUGGCGUUCCUGCAGGUUCUGCUAACGGUUCUGCGCCUUCGCAGCCUGCUAGGUCACCGCCACCAUGACUAUCGCCCCUUGCCGCCGGACGCUAGCCCAAACUUGGUUCCAUCCAUCGUAAUCUUCUUCAUCAUGGAGCUAUGCCAAGGGUCAUCCUAUAUCCUGGCAACCAUCUGCGGGCUCAUCUCCCUUCUCCUUCGCAGAUCGCUUGUCCGUGACUUAGAAUUCAAACAAGAGUGGGGACCAAAAGCUGUCAACCUGUACCACCAUCAAGCUUACCAGGCACGCACGGAAAGGGGUCUUUUUCCUUCGGAGAAACACACGCCCAGCCUCACCAUCUUCGCCAUUGAGUCCCUUGGCAACACCUCAAGUGAAAUGCAACAACUUGUUGGGCUUCACGUUCUUCACAACUUCCUGGAACGAUGGGACUCCGAGUCCAAAAACGAGCUCAUCACAGAAAUCAUUUACGGCUCCAAGAAAGCAGUGCCCAGCUUGAUUGACAUGCUCGGCUCCACAACAGUUGCAAUCAGGCUGCUAGCUGCUACAAUCACCAACGAGAUCAGUGGCAGCCUCAAAAUUUCUGAGUUUCCUGGCAUGCUGAAGAUGGUAUCUUCGCUCCUUGAUGCCGAGAACCGACAAGACUCCUUGCUGAACCAUGUAUCUGAAAACAAUGGAGGGAGCAACAUUGAACGUCAGUUGAUCGAAAAACUAAUUUUCAGAAGGCGAAUACACUUUUCCUUGCUGGGCUUGUCCAUGCUUGAGAAGCUUACCUGUGAUCCUGAUAACUGCUCAGAAAUUGCCAAAGAUGGUACAAACAUCAUCACCAAGAUCAUAGGGCUUAUCAUCUACCUCACCGACGAGAAAAUCAGUGGUGAAAGCGAAAUACAGCAGAAAAUGAUGGUGUAUGAUUCUGCUUUGAAGUUUGUGAGGAGACUUGCUGUCAAAGCUGGCAAAAUUGGCAUGAGGUUUCGCCAUGAGUUGUCAGAGAACCCCUUGUUCCUGAACAGCCUCGAACGUAUCUUGGACUUGGAGGACCGCCAACCAGAGCUAUGGGAGCCGGCGAUUGAUAUUAUAGCAAAGCUGGCCUUAGAUGAGGCCGCGAGACAGGAGAUUGGGAGCACCCGAUCCAUUCUUCGCAAGCUGAUGCAUGGGUUUCUUACGCCAGAUGAUGUUACUUAUCUCAGCAGGAACAAUGAUCCUUCUUCGCUGCAAAUGACCGCAGGGGAAGCACUGGCAAAUCUUACAAUAAUGAGCGUGGACAACUGCUGGGCUAUCUUGUGGGCGGAACCAGGGCGACGACAUAGCCUUAUCGAGAUGAUCACCAGCAUGCUUGGAAAUGAGCGCUACAUAUGCGUUGCAGCAACUCUACUGCAUAAUCUUUGUGCAAACUCAAGAGACAUGCUGAUCGACCUUGGUGCAAAUGUGCACCUUGAAUCUGCCCUCACAAAGGUGAUGCAAAUUAUAAGGACCAGUGAAGAGGGCAAACAAUUAGAGGCCGCAUUAGGUGUCGCUUCACAAAUUGGUCAUGUAAUCCCUGAAUACUUUGCCCAGGUUCUUGAAUCAUGUACCGACGCAGCAGCAACAGAACUUGUUGAAAAGCUUGUGGAUACUCUCAGUAACAGGGAACCGAGCCUUGAGUGCCCAAGGAUAAGAAGGGUCCUUGUUGAGGUGGUAAUAUCAAUUGUGGAUCUGAGUCCUGGGUACAUAGAAAUAUUUAGGGAGAAGGGAGCGAAGGGCGCCCUAGACAUGGUUAAAGGAACCCCAUCCAGGUUGGAAAAGUACAUGGUCUUCCUCGAUGGUGAAGGAGUGGUCGCGGAGAGCUUACCUAUGCGCGACCUGGAUCCUGCUCCUGGUCUCCUUGGCUACCAUGUUCUUCACCACCACCGACGCCGGCGGCGCCUGCCGCAACGUGCCCUCCAUGAAAAAUUGAAAAUCGAAGACGCGUGCAAGGUGUGUCCCGGGAAGUCGGCGUACGGCGCCUGCAAGGAGACCCUGCAGUCGGCGCCGGACCCCGGCGAGGUCACCACCUACGUGCUCAUGGUGGCAAGGAAGGCCCACCUCAAGUACGCGUCGACCAUGAACACGAUCAACCUGGACCUCGGAGCCUGGAAAGAUCGCGGGCAGGAGGAGGAGGAAGCCAUGGUUUACUGCAGGGACAUGUACGAGAAGGCGUACGACCUGAUGGCGAGCGGCGCCGCGCACCUGGACGGCUGCGACUGCUCGCCGAGGGCAAGUUCAGCUGGGCUCUUAGCACCAUUGGUGGCUGCCUGA